Molecule: messenger RNA, 630 nt
Organism: Rotaria sp. Silwood1
Lineage: Eukaryota; Metazoa; Rotifera; Eurotatoria; Philodinida; Philodinidae
Source: the annotation of a GenBank genome assembly
AUGGCUGUUCCAUUGGAUCAACAAUAUAAGCUAGAGAAAAAAGGCAUAAUUGAAGAACGUAUUCCUGUUUUGCAUCCAUCUGGUAUGGAUCAACAUUAUUUUGUAACAUACAUUCCAUUACCAACUAAUAUUGAAGAUGGUGCAACUAUUGAACAAUGGAUUGAACGAAUGACAUUUAUAUGUGAUGAUUUAACAUGGUUAUUACAACAAAAUCAUAUAAAAUUUUGGUGUGAAGUUGCUUUUAAUAAAGAUUUUCAUUCAAUGCUUGAUUCUUAUCUACGUUAUGCACCACGACCACAACGAACUAUUUCAAUAAAUAAUUAUUCGUCUAUUAUAAAUGGUAAAGAAUUAGAAGAGAAACUUUCGCGUUUAAUAUUCAUGUGUAUUCUUCGACUUUCUACACAUAAAGAAUCAUCAGAAAAUUUCUUUACACCACAAGGAUUUGGUCAUGUUAUUUAUGAUAAUUAUAUAUUCGAUAUUCCUCGUUUAUUUGAUAUAUGUUCAUUAUAUGCAGUUAAUAAUAAAGAAUUAUUAAGUAAAAUGAUUGGAAAUAUUUUUAAACAACAAGAAGCCUAUACGAAAGAUCUUCACGAUGCUAUUAAAUCAAUUAAAGAUGUGAGUUACAAAUAG